Sinocyclocheilus grahami is the source of this 4191-nucleotide messenger RNA. RefSeq names its product BDNF/NT-3 growth factors receptor-like. The coding region runs from base 375 to 2777 and encodes 800 amino acids. The record is from RefSeq and is a predicted model, not a curated record. Gene Ontology annotation, biological process: cellular response to brain-derived neurotrophic factor stimulus; positive regulation of phosphatidylinositol 3-kinase/protein kinase B signal transduction; trans-synaptic signaling by neuropeptide, modulating synaptic transmission. The transcript has 18 exons. Lineage: Eukaryota; Metazoa; Chordata; Actinopteri; Cypriniformes; Cyprinidae. Gene Ontology annotation, molecular function: ATP binding; brain-derived neurotrophic factor receptor activity; brain-derived neurotrophic factor binding. Gene Ontology annotation, cellular component: signaling receptor complex; axon; plasma membrane.
GCAGGUACGCGCUGCUGCCUCUUCACUCGCGCGCAGACGCACGCGCGCACACCGUCUCGCUUGUUUUCUUGCCCAGCGCUGGAUGUGAGGCGUCAGCGUCACCGCCGCAGCCCGUAGACACACGCAGCCCGCGGCCACGCGUUUCUCCACCGCGUCUGGAAGAAGCGAAGCCCGGAUAGCGCAACAUACUGGCACGCCAACAUCUCCCCGCUGCGUUAUCACCUUUCUACGGAGACCAGAUAAGGCCACUCCAUGACAGUCUCGCGUCGCGCACAACGUCUUUGCGCAUCCCACAGCAGCGGCGUCUCAUCUCGGAAUUGCUGAAAAUACUACAAGACAUUUCACAACGCUGAACGCGCCGCGCUAGACCUGCCAUGACCGCAGGGGUUCGUGGAAUGGCUCGAUUGGGGCUGUGUGGGCUUCUAUUCGGGCUGCUGAGGCUCAGCUCGGCUUGUCCUGGGUCGUGCUUUUGCAAUGCCUCGAGGAUCUCGUGUAUCGAUCAAGAACCAGGGAUCGAGGAUUUCCCUGUCUUGGUGCCGGAGUCUGACAUGGAAAACAUCACGGAUAUAUACAUCUCAAAUCAAAAAAGGCUACUUUCAAUCAGUGAGGACCAUAUGAAGUUCUACUCAAAUCUCAGGAAUUUAACAGUGACCAAUACUCACCUGACAUAUGUAUCUACGAUGGCCUUCUUCAACAAUUCCAAACUUCAAUAUCUGAAUCUCAGAGACAAUAACUUAUCAACACUGUCUUGGAGGGCACUUCGUAAUUCAAACUUGUCGACUUUGUUGCUCUCCGGGAACCCUUUGCAGUGUGAAUGUAAGAACAUCUGGAUCAAAGUCUGGUUGGAUGACAGUGAGAGAGAUGAGCUGCUGUGUCUACAGGAAGGAGGAAAAGCAAAAGCCCUGUCUAGACUCACUCUUCCUUCAUGUGAGUAUCCACGUGUCGAGGUCAUCCCUGCUGUUGUCAGUCAAAUGGCAGGAAGUGAUGCCACAGUGAUGUGUAGUGUGUCAGGAGCCCCGACCCCUGAGCUCUCCUGGAGCUUAAACUCCAGUGAUCACCCUCCUCUCUCAACCAGCUAUGAGAUUUCUCACAAAAUGGAGCUGCAGUCUAUUCUGACUCUAAGUGGACUUUCACCUGAUGACAACGGCAGAGAGCUCACCUGUAGUGCCGAGAACAUUGUUGGCCAGACUGAGGCUUCAGUCCUUCUCAAUAUUCUUUUUCCCCCUACUAUCGUGCAGCUGUACCAGCCCGUGAGGAACCAGGACUGGUGCAUCCCUUUCACUGUGACGGGCAACCCGAGGCCUGAUCUGCACUGGUACCAUGAGGGUAAGCUGCUGGAGGAGCAGCAGUACAUCAGGACUGAAAUCCAUGAAAUCACGGAUACGGAGUACCACGGCUGUCUGCAGCUGGACAUUCCCACUCAUAUCCAUAAUGGCAUUUACACGCUGGUGGCUAGCAAUGAGUUCGGAGAGGACAGGGGAAACGUGUCGGCGCACUUCAUGCACAUACCUGAUGUGGACCACUCAGGGACAGAGGGAGUGUUCUAUUAUGACACAACAUUUAGUCCAGAAACCCCGCCACUGGAGGACAAAGUCGCGGUUUAUAUAGUGGUUGGAAUAGCUGGGGUUGCUUUAACCGGAUGUAUCCUGAUGUUAGUUUUCCUCAAGUAUGGCAGAAGCUCCAAGUUUGGUAUGAAAGGCUCUUCAUCUGUCAUCAGUAAUGAAGACGACUCGGCCAGCCCGCUUCACCACGUUUCCAAUGGCAACAACACGCCAUCAUCAUCGGAGAUGGGCCCAGAUGCCGUUAUCAUCGGAAUGACAAAGAUUCCAGUCAUCGAGAACCCCCAGUACUUCCGCAACCCUGGCAGCAUGCUGAAAUCGGACACUUUCGUCCAACACAUAAAACGUCACAACAUUCUGCUGAAGAGGGAGCUUGGAGAAGGGGCUUUUGGGAAAGUGUUCUUAGCUGAAUGCUACAACUUGUCUCCUGACCAAGAGAAGAUUUUGGUGGCUGUUAAGACUCUGAAGGAAGCCAGUGAAAGUGGACGAGCAGAUUUUCACCGAGAGGCAGAGCUCCUGACCAACCUGCAGCAUGAGCACAUAGUCAAGUUUUAUGGCGUGUGUGUAGAAAGCGACCCUCUCAUUAUGGUGUUUGAGUACAUGAAACAUGGAGACCUCAACAAGUUUCUCAGGGCUCAUGGACCAGAUGCAGUGCUGAUGGCAGAUGGACAACAGAGUUUGCAGGUGGAGUUAACUCAGCCUCAGAUGCUGCACAUUGCCCAGCAGAUAGCAGCAGGCAUGGUGUAUCUAGCUUCACAGCAUUUCGUGCACAGAGACCUGGCCACACGCAACUGCCUGGUGGGAGAGAACCUGCUUGUCAAGAUAGGAGACUUCGGCAUGUCCAGAGAUGUGUACAGCACCGACUACUAUAGGGUGGGUGGUCACACCAUGCUGCCCAUCCGCUGGAUGCCCCCAGAGAGCAUCAUGUACAGGAGAUUCACCACAGAGAGUGACGUGUGGAGUUUGGGUGUGGUCCUCUGGGAAAUAUUCACAUACGGCAAGCAACCCUGGUACCAGCUUUCAAACAACGAGGUGAUCGAGUGUAUCACACAGGGUCGGGUGUUGCAGAGACCUCGUACUUGCCCCAAAGAGGUGUAUGACCUGAUGCUGGGCUGCUGGCAGAGGGAGCCCUACAUGAGACUCAACAUCAAAGAAAUCCACAACCUGCUCCAGAGCCUGGCCAAGGCCUCGCCUGUUUACUUGGACAUCCUGGGCUGAUCCGUUUGCCAGUAUGGGUGUGUAAUUGUUAGUAAGAAAAAGUGUGUGUGAAUGUGUGGUAUAAAAGGAGUUAGGGAUGGUUUCGAUUAGGAUGAGUUGAUUGAAUAUAGAUGUGGGUGCGUCUCUGUGUGUGUGUGUUCAUAAAAAUGGCUUGUGCUUCAGCACUCUAACCACAUGGACUAAAAGGCCUUAAAGUUGACUGUGUGCAUUGCUUUGAGUUUUCACACAUCUGGACAUGUCCAUCUAUCGUGCAUCAAUAUGUUUUCUAAAAAACCCAAAUAGUCUACAAACAGAAACAUCUGAUUGUUGUAAAUAUGCGUCAAAGACAAUGCAGACCUUUUGUUUAACAACCUUUUUUAAAAAGGUAAUUUGGUUUAGGGAAGUUUAUAUUUGUUUUUCUCUUACCAUUUUGUUUAUCGAGAUGGACAAAAUUCAGACUUGAUGAGGACCCAGUCAUUAGCACAACGCUGUCAACGCCCUGGCGUCAUUCUGGCAGACUUUACGCAGAUCGCAAUACUAUUCAUACCGCAAACUAUCGAGUAACAAUCAUGGAAACUGCCAGAUUCAUGUUUCAUUUGAAGUUUUUUUUUAACACAUCUGAUCUAAUUUUAGACUUUUCUGUGCCAAGUUUUGAUGUCUAUAAUGCUGAGGUCGAGGAAAGGCGUUUUUGGACAUCUCUGUGCGCCCCAUCUUACUCAGCGCGAACUUCGUUAUAGAAGCACAGCGACAAAGACGCCUCCAGUUUUUGUUUUUUUUCUUCGGAAGAGGCUUGAGGUUGGACAGAGUGUUUGGAGUGAUCACAGAGACAAAGUCACCAGCAGUGGCACUUAGGUAUUUCCUCAGACUUUGUUUGGCUCCCCAGCCAUAGAAGGAAUAUCAAAGGGCACUUUGUCUCUCUAACUGAGGUUCGAAGAACAAUGGGAAGAUGCUGUUCUUGUGUCAAUGGUAACGGUCUCAUUUUUUUUACGUUAUGGUGCUUACACACUAAAAAACAUUUUGACGGAAGGCUUGAUGGGUAGAAAUCUGCAAGAUUGUGUUUCUGAGGGUGUGGAAAGAGCCAUUCAUCCUGGAUAUUUCCCUGCCUUUCCAGCAUCCCUGCGACCCUACAUCGGACAAGCGGUUUUGGAUUAUGGAUGGAUGGAAAGAGCCAGGGCUGUUUGAAAUAAAGCAGAAAUACAGCCAAUUGGAUUUCUGAAAGCACAAUUGGAUCCGCCUCCCUGGGAUUCUCAGUAGUCAACAGAUCCCUGCGACCGUGCAUUACAGCCAAAGUACAAAUUCCCUCCACUUUUGGUCACAGAACCGAUCAUCGAAAUCAACAAAUUCCCAGCAUUCUCCGACGUAGCGUGAACUAAUGUGUAGGCACCCUUAAUCGUCAUCAUGUUGAAAUUUGAUGGACUUUGCCUUUGCGAAGACU